Messenger RNA from Myiozetetes cayanensis, 1078 nucleotides. RefSeq names its product centromere protein Q (gene CENPQ). The record is from RefSeq and is a predicted model, not a curated record. Lineage: Eukaryota; Metazoa; Chordata; Aves; Passeriformes; Tyrannidae. The transcript has 9 exons. Bases 37 to 891 code for a protein of 284 amino acids.
AGUAGGCAGAGUCGGCAGAGUCCGGUUGGGCCGAUAAUGAAACCCCGCCACACACCUUCCACUAAAAUGGGGGAGAACCCCGGUGGGAGAUCAGCAAAAAACCCUUUUAAGUCUCAACACAAACUGAGGCCUUCCAGCAAAAAAAAAGGAACAGAUGGAGAAGGAAGAAAACAAGGUCAAAAAAGACAGCAGGUCACUCAGGCAGUUAAAAGGACAGUUAAGGAGCAGAGGGACUAUUCUCCUGUAGCAGGAGAAAACGGUUCUUCAAAAAAGGUGAAGCUUUCCAGUGCUGCAACAGGAUCUUGGCAGACUCUCUCAGAGAGCAGUAGGCGAUUUCUGGAAACUGUAGUGGAUUCAGCAGUACUAUCUGUUUUGUGCCAACAGAGGAAGGAAAAAGAUGAUGUUCAGAAGCACCUCAAUGUACUGAAAAACAGGAUGCUGAGAUGUUUCAAGACUUUAAAGGUGCCUCCAGGGAAGCUGGACAGCCUGAAGAAUAUCCCAAGCCUUCAAAUGGCAGAGAGACAAAUGCUUGAGGCAAAUGAGGAAUCUUUGGCACAACUGCAGGAAGAGAUAACUGAAGCUCAGCAAUCAGCAGAGCACAUCGAGGACACUGUGGAGCAACUGCAGAACAAAAUCCAGCUACUCAAGAAGCAGUUAGAGGAAGAUGAAAAAGAGGCCAGGAAGGUAUUCCAGGAAAAUGCCAGUGGAGAACUCCACCUUCCAGAACUCCCCAAGCACAGUUUUCAGGCACCCACUUUGCAGGAAGAAAUUCUGAAGACAAAGAAUCAGAAAGGUCUUUUAAAGGAUAUGAACACUAUUCAGCAGUCAGCUGACUUGAAGAACUUGUUAACCCUCAUUGAAAAGACCUAUGAGAAGGUGGACUUGCUUUGAGAAGAUGAAAUGUGUGGAGUCUCCUUUGAAGGAGAUAAUGCCAGCCAGCCCUCUGUGUUCAUGUAGAGUAGCAGGAUGCUGAGCAUGGAAACUGUUUUCUUUCUAAUGGCUUUGCUGUUGUGACUGCUGGAUUUCUGUUAAAACAUUUUCUGUGAAUACUGAUGUAUAAAUCUGUAGAUACAUUCUG